Messenger RNA from Komagataella phaffii GS115, 723 nucleotides. RefSeq names its product Putative methylthio-ribulose-1-phosphate dehydratase. The record is from RefSeq and is a predicted model, not a curated record. Gene Ontology annotation, cellular component: cytoplasm. Lineage: Eukaryota; Fungi; Ascomycota; Pichiomycetes; Pichiales; Pichiaceae. The transcript has a single exon. The coding region runs from base 1 to 723 and encodes 240 amino acids. Gene Ontology annotation, molecular function: methylthioribulose 1-phosphate dehydratase activity; metal ion binding.
AUGAGUAGUUGUUUCUGUUCAAAGAGCCAAGAGACUGAAAAGCGAGGAGCUGUAUCAGAAGACCAGCUAGUGAUUUCUGAUGAUUCCACUCAUCCUGCAAACUUGAUCUGUGAACUCUGUAAGGUUUUCUAUAACAACGGAUGGGUGACAGGUACUGGUGGUGGAAUUUCCAUCAGAGAAGGAUCUAAGAUCUACAUAGCGCCCAGCGGUGUACAGAAGGAAAGAAUGGUGCCAGACAACAUGUUUGUGAUGGACCUAGAAUCAGAGAAUUAUUUGCGAACUCCUCUAACACUCAAGCCUUCUGCCUGCACUCCAUUAUUUCUCAGUGCUUACAAGAUGAGAGACGCAGGUGCAUGUAUCCAUACCCACUCUCAGGCGGCUGUCAUGGUGACAUUGCUGUAUGAUAAGGUGUUUGAAAUUUCAUCUAUAGAGCAAAUCAAAGCAAUUCCAAAAGUCACUGAGAAGGGAAACUUGAUGUACUCUGAUAGGUUGGUGAUUCCCAUCAUAGAAAACACUGAGAGAGAGGAAGAUCUGACUGAUUCUCUUCAGCAGGCCAUCGAGGAAUAUCCUGGAACAACAGCUGUAUUGGUAAGAAGACAUGGUAUCUACGUUUGGGGAGAAACCGUCUGGAAGGCCAAAGUUUACAAUGAGGCCAUUGACUAUUUGUUGGAGCUAGCUCUCAAGAUGCAUCAACUUGGUAUUCCCACUGUAAAACAGAAUUAG